AUGGCUUUUCAGAGGCUCUUCCGCGAACUGGCAAUCAGAGGUCACUCGGUUACUGUAAUAAACAACUACCCCGACCGCGAACCCGUGCAAAACUUAGAGUUCAUCGACCUCCAAGCGGACGGGACAUUCACAAACUAUACUCCGCCGUUAUUCACGUAUGAAACAAUCGACUCGAGGUACAUCCAUUUGCGAAAUUUACAUAAUCACAUCGAAGUGGGCCCCAACGUCGCGAUGUUCGAUUGCGAAAAUCUCCUUACGAACGUAAACGCCGUGGAGCAUUUAGCGCGGGGUAGGAAGUACGACGUAAUAUUCGUGGAACAGUUCGCCAGUGAUUGCGGUUUAGCUUACGCGAGUGCUUUGUAUGACGCACCUAUUAUAGGGAUAACUUCCCACGUGCUGCUGCCUUGGGCUUACCCGAGGCUAGGGCUGCCGUUCGACUUUUCCUCGGAUGCGUUUUACUUCUCCUGCGCCGGGCCCAACCCUGGGUUUUAUCACAAACUCGAGGCAUUCCUGAUGAACAUCUAUUCAAUGUUUGGUAAAUGGGCUUCGCAUAGAAGCGUAUACGAUGUGUUCAAACGACAUUUGCCUGGCAUCAAUUUGGAUAUAGAGAAAGCCGCUAAAGAGAGGAUGAAAAUGGUGUUCUCUUACCAACAUUUCUCGGUGACUGGGGCCAGGCUGGCAGCACCGCAGCUUCUGGAGAUUGGAGGGAUUCACAUCUCCAAACCGAAGCCUGUACCAAAGGACAUAGAAAAAUUCCUGGCGAAUUCAACUAACGGGGCGAUCUACGUUAGUUUCGGCUCGAAUCUUGUUGCGAGCACGAUGACACCGGGAAAGUUGCAGCAAUUCUUGGACGCGUUUAAGAGGAUACCGCAGAAAGUGCUAUGGAAAUUGGAGAACGUCAGUCUGCCAGGCGGGAAUGAUAACGUGUAUACAAGCAGCUGGAUGCCCCAAUUAGAUGUCUUAUGUCACGAGAAGGUCCUCGGGUUUGUAUCCCACGGUGGCAUGCUGAGUUUAUCAGAAGCAGCACAUUGCGGGAAACCGUUACUCGCUAUGCCCUUCUUCGGGGAUCAGUUCUCUAACGCUGCCGCAGUACGCGCCUCUGGACUCGGAAGUACCAUGUUCUUUCAGAAUCUUAACGCUGAUAACUUGGCCGAAGAAAUAGGGAAGCUGACAUCGUUCGGGAUGCAGCAAAGUGCAAAAAGAGUAUCUAAAUUAUGGCACGAUAGACCGCAAACAGUUUUGGACAGCGCCAUCUAUUGGACAGAGUACGUAGCUCGACGCGUGACGCAACGUGACGCGACGUGCCAGGGGAAGGCCGCGGCGGCGACCCUGGCCGACGGAACACGCCGUCCCGCUACGCACGCACCACGCGGUGCGACACCCGCUCAAUUGAUUGUUAUUGUCCGUUGCUGUUCGAACUCUUCCGUGUUUCGUUCGAAUAUUUGCGUGCACAGGGGCAUAUCAAUUGGCGUGGCGCCUCGGCCGGUCAAUGUUGCGCCCCUUAGCGGUGCAUCCGUGCCGUACAUAUGCCAGACGGGAAAC
Iphiclides podalirius (scarce swallowtail) is the source of this 1542-nucleotide messenger RNA. The record is from the annotation of a GenBank genome assembly. Lineage: Eukaryota; Metazoa; Arthropoda; Insecta; Lepidoptera; Papilionidae.